UAUUUUGUAUUUCUGAUACUAAUUACCCACAUGAGUUACAAGAUCAAGACUAUCUAUGGAGAAGAUUUUGCCUAAUCAAGCGAAUGAAUUUCAUUUGCAUCUCCUCUCCUCUCACAAUCUCGACACGAGACCAGCGUUCGUAGUGUUAGGUGGCCUUUGAUCUUCUCCCCAAGAGCGACGAUCGCGUAAAUAUCAAAAGGGCUUUCUCUGUUUGAUUGUCUCUCCUUCUUCCACGUUCAAGAAGGCGAAAUUUCUGGAAUUUUCUCCGACAAGAAAAAAAACUGCCUUUGUCGGAAUCUCAGGGACCAGACCCAGUUUCGAUGGCUCUCUCUCUCUCUUCCUCUCUCUUCCCCAAACCCUUCAUCUUCUUCCGCACCAUCCAAAGGUCGAAUCUUCGUUCCAAAACCUAUGCCUUGAGGCUGUUGUGCUGUUCAGGGUCGUCCCAAAAUCGUCAGUUUUCUUCGGAUUCCGAGAAGAAAUCUUUCGCUGUGGCCACGGGCGAGCUUUUCCUGGGAAUCGCCUCGAAGCUUAUAAGAACAGCCGAGAAGCCAUCUCCUGCGCCGCCGAUUGACGAGACGAAUGGCAAUGGCGAGAGAAUUGCGACCGUCAUAGAGGAUGAGAUCGAACCCGAGGUGAUAUGGGAGCAAAGGGUUAAGGAUGUAGAGGCUGAGAAGGAGAGGAAGAUCAUUACCAGCCCCGGAUUUAGCUUCUCUGCUGCAGGACUUUUGUUCCCUUAUCAUCUUGGUGUUGCCCAGUUUCUCGUCGAAAGGGGUUACAUCAAGGAGACGACUCCAUUGGCGGGUUCCUCAGCUGGUUCCAUAAUCUGUGCGGUGAUAGCCUGUGGAUUAAGUAUGCAAAAGGCAUUAGAAGCCACUAAGACCCUUGCUGAUGAUUGUCGCCGAAAGGGUACUGCAUUUCGUCUUGGGGCCCUUCUCAGAGAUAGUCUUGAAGAGUUACUGCCUGAUGAUGCUCAUACUAGUUGCAAUGGGAGAAUUCGUGUUGCCAUCACCCUGAUUUCGUGGAGACCAAGAGGUCUACUGGUGGAUCAAUUUGACUCCAAGAGAGACUUGAUAAAUGCAAUUGUUACAUCUUCCUUUAUACCAGGCUAUCUUUCACCGAGGCCUGCAACUGUGUUUCGUAAUCGGCUUUGUAUAGAUGGAGGAUUGACAUUUUUUAUGCCUCCAACAUCUGCUUCCAAAACGGUACGAGUUUGUGCAUUCCCCACAAGUACUUUUGGAGUGAGAGGAAUUGGGAUAAGUCCGGACUGCAACCCUGAAAACAGGGCAACCCCUAGACAACUUUUCAACUGGGCACUCGAGCCAGCAGAAGAUGAGGUGUUGGAUAGGCUGUUUGAGCUCGGAUAUGCGGACGCAGCUACGUGGGCAGAACAGAAUCCAGCCGGUGAAAUGGUUCACGACGACAAUUCUUCGCCCGAAAACGUUUCUGCUAAUCUGGAAACAAGAACUUGACACUUCUUUAACCAAAGUAAUUUGUUCCCCAAGGUAUGAUCAUAGAAUCACUCUAGAGCUUAUACUGUACAUUGUAGAAUCCUACAGUUAUACAGAACUCGGAUUUCAUUUCAGAAACUUUUCUCGUUUUACAAUCUGUAAACAAGCUCUGAUAGUUAAAAGUUUCUGGCUUUUUGGAUU
Molecule: messenger RNA, 1649 nt
Organism: Tarenaya hassleriana
Lineage: Eukaryota; Viridiplantae; Streptophyta; Magnoliopsida; Brassicales; Cleomaceae
Product: patatin-like phospholipase domain-containing protein 3
Exons: 7
Coding region: 321-1469 (382 amino acids)
Biological process (GO): triglyceride catabolic process; lipid homeostasis
Cellular component (GO): lipid droplet; cytoplasm; membrane
Molecular function (GO): triacylglycerol lipase activity
Source: RefSeq, a predicted model, not a curated record